AUGCUGCAGCCGGUGCACCUGCGGAAAAACGCCUUCACCGUGUUAACAGCGAGCUGGAGGGCGCCCUUUGUCCAUCGGCUCCUGUCUCCCGGCACAAAACCAGAUGAUUGCCCGUGUCUGACAACAAACGAUCAACCGACCUCCGAAAGUCUGAGCGAGGCGUUACAGCAGGAGAGCUCGGAGCCCCUGCUCCGUUUCGCCUCCGCCAAUCUGGCCUGCCCAGGGGAAGGAACCUUCCAGGUGAAGAUCUGGUUUCAGAACAAGCGCUCCAAAUUCAAGAAGCUACUGAAACAGGGCAGCAAUCCCCACGAGAGCGACCCCCUGCCCGGCUCCGCCGCCCUCUCCCCUCGCUCUCCGGCUCUGCCUCCGGUCUGGGACGUUUCAGCUUCUGCCAAGGGAGUCAAUAUGCCUCCCAACAGCUACAUGCCUGGCUAUUCUCACUGGUAUUCUUCUCCACAUCAAGACACAAUGCAGAGACCACAAAUGAUGUGA
This is a messenger RNA of Opisthocomus hoazin, 492 nucleotides long. The record is from RefSeq and is a predicted model, not a curated record. NCBI's taxonomy places the organism in Eukaryota, Metazoa, Chordata, Aves, Opisthocomiformes, Opisthocomidae.